GUUGCUAUGCUAUGAUACUUGCUAUCGAAGCAAUAGUCUAUAGUAAAUACAGAGAUAUGUCACCUUAUCUUAUUGCUGCUUUGGUUUUUAUGCUAUUUGCUGCUGAAGCAAGUACUGCCACUGGUAAGAGAGAAAAGAGGGAAUUGCCUUUAUCUUACAAUUGCAAUCCUUAUCAUCCUGGCUCAUGUCAAAAAGGAGAUUUGAUUUCUACAAGUGUGGCUGACUGUGAAAAAGAUAGUUUUAUUGUGACAUGUGAUCCUAUAAAUAACAGAUUUUUUAGUAGCGUGGUCGAUAUCCCUGAUGUCAGUCGUUAUGGGGUUAACUGUGUUUCAAAAAAAGGAAAUUGCGGGUCUGCUGGAUCUGACACGAGAUGUGUUUGUUACAAAGCUGUGGAUGUGGAUGGACCUUUUUCUAAUCAAUGUCGGUGCCAGUAUUGGCCAGCUGUCGAUAUUCGAAUGAACCAACCGAGUUAUUGUACUCAGUAUGAUCAUGGAGGCCAGUCUAGCCUUCACUUCUUUACUUGCUGUGACAAUUCCAAUGAUAUGAAUGAUCAAACUUGCGUGGGGACAACCUAUCAAGGAGGUGGGAGCACUGAUUCGUACUGUGGUCAGAAUGGCUUGAGUAACCCAUCGGGAGGAGGAAGAAUCACCUACAGAUUCAACUGUGGUAAUUGUGAUAAUCAAGAUGCAUGUAAAAGCAGAUGCGAUAAAAAUUGGUUAUCCAAAAACAUCCCUGGAUUAUGCCCAAAGUACUCUGCGUGUUUUAGAGGAUGCUGUGCUCAAAAAGGUAGUGCACGGGGAAAGAGACAAAUUGAUUCAAUGCAGUUCUGUGGUGAUUUCACAUGUCAGAGUGGAGAAAAUUCUACGAAUUGCCCUGUUGAUUGCUGUCCUGUUACAAAUCCUACUGAUUGCAAUGCAGAUACCUGUAGUCCAGGCUGUUGUCUCGAACCUCAUUGCUGCGUUAAUGGUGGUACUUCAGGGAGUAAUGCCCUUAAAAGUUUGGUGUAUUUACCGGUACUACUGCUAUUAAUGACAUUGUGUGCUAUACACAAUUAAAGAUAUAUACACUGCAUUGCGUUGUGGAAGAGACAUUAACACUUGUUAAUUAUGUGUACUAUAGUGUCAAGAAUUUAGUGCUUUGUCAAUUCUUGUCAGCAGCAACUUUGAUACUGUUUUGUUUUCAUUAUUGCUUUCUAAUUGUC
Messenger RNA from Halichondria panicea, 1201 nucleotides. RefSeq lists its product as uncharacterized. Bases 12 to 1055 code for a protein of 347 amino acids. The record is from RefSeq and is a predicted model, not a curated record. NCBI's taxonomy places the organism in Eukaryota, Metazoa, Porifera, Demospongiae, Suberitida, Halichondriidae. The transcript has a single exon.